Sturnus vulgaris (Common starling) is the source of this 4863-nucleotide messenger RNA. The record is from RefSeq and is a predicted model, not a curated record. NCBI's taxonomy places the organism in Eukaryota, Metazoa, Chordata, Aves, Passeriformes, Sturnidae.
CCUGAGGCAGCAGAAUCUUUGAUAUGGUGCUUGUUUUAAAGUAAAUGUAGCUGUUUAAAACUUCAUUUUCCUGUGAUUAGGACGAGUUGUUAUAAUAAAUGUUAUGCAGUGCAUCUCCUCUGUAAGAUUGGCAGAGCUGGAUGUUAGGGAGAGGCAGAACUGAAAGCCUGGUGGGUUGGGCUGCUCUGGGAGCCCCUGCCUGGGGCUGCUUUGCACAGGAAGCUGUGAGUCCUGCAGCGAUGGAGGGGAUGCUGUGCACUGAGCGAAUGAUUCAUCUCUCUGCCAUUUAUGUGCCGCUGCUCUGCUCAGAGCUGCAGACUAUCCAAAGGCCAAUGCUCCUGAAUUACAGCCCACCUUGUUAGGGAGAGGCACACAGAGGAUGUUCUGGGCUUCCUCUCCGCUGUUACAUGGAGAGUGUGAAUAUUUUAUGUGGUUGGGUGCAGUUCAGAGGUGCGGAUGCCUGAGUGCUGUUUGGUUACCUCUGCUGGCAGGUCACCUGCCCAAACUCCAACUUUGAAUACCUUUGUUCCAGAGUUUAUUGUUUCCAUGAUAAUGGCAGCACUGGGAUUGUCUGAUUGUUCUCCCUUAGAGAACAUCUCCUUAGAUGGUCGAGGUCCAGGAAUCAGUAGAAGCUUUGAGAGGGAGAAGGGAAAACGGGAGAGAACUUUUGAGGUUAGGCAACAGAUGGGGCACAUUGCCCUUCCCAUGUCCUUGCGGAAAUCCUCCUUAGCUGGACUUGCUGUGGGAGGAGGUUGGCAUCCUGCAGAUGGUCAGGAGCCACUUGCCCAAGCAGUGGCCCCACUCUGAGCCUGGCAUUAGGUGCUGUGUAUAAAUUGUUGCAGCCUGUCAUUCAAUCUAAUUUAUUAGGUGCUGUAUCAUCCUUUUACCUUUGUCAAAGACAAGUUCUGUGUGGGAGAAAAGGCAGGCAGGCUUGUGCAAGGCCAGCACUACAGAUUCAUCACCUUGGCAAUACUGUGCACCUCUGCCAUCCUGGAGAGUGCUAAGCUCUGUUCCUGGGUUCCCUUUGCAGAGUCCCAGACGUGAAGCUGGCUGUGCUGUCCUGGGGACGAGGGGACAACCUGUUAGCAGCAGAUGUGGUUCUGAUUUCCUCAGAAGAAGCACAAAAGGAGAUGCUGUGUUCUUUGAAAACAACUGGAGCCACUGGCAAGAAGCAGCAACGCUGCAUCGAACAAGGGAACCGCUUCCAGCUUAUCAAAACAUGCUGUUGAACUGAAUUUUGCAGCUGCAUUUUCCAAUGUACCAUGGGAUGCAUCAAAUCCAAGGCCGCCUUCCAAGGUUCCAGCGCCGUCCAGGAUGAGAGGAUCGGGGGAGGUGGCGAGGGGUGCACUGGGGAGAAGUCGUCGCUGCUGGCGGUGAAGGCGGAGGAGAGGGGCCCCUCGAGCACCAUCGUGCUGGACUACGCCCACCGGCUGUCGCACGACAUCCUGGAGCAGGCGGUCAAGCAGUGGGCGGUGACCGAGAGCAGGUACAGCGACAUCCCCUUCAUCGAGAGCGACGUGCCCUGAGCCCGGCCCGGCCCCGAGCCCCUGUGCCCGCUGCCAGCGCACGCAAAGCACCGCCAGCUCUCCUCCGAGCAUCGCUCUGGGGAGGGGGCUCCAGGGAGAGCCUCAGAAAAUUUGCCUUUUAACGUAGAUUGCUAACAAACUAAUGGGAUCGCAGUAGAACCCGUUCGUCAAAUGUCAUUCAUUGUCAGCCAUGUGUUGAGUAUAUUCUGUCUUUGUAUGUGUUGGAUGUGACCAGAAAUUAGCAUUUAAAAGACGAUGAGAAGACUGUGGCUGCCCUGCACCUCUACAAGCACUGCCACAGAGGACAAAACGUGGAUUAUUUCUAUGUCCUGCAUAAAAGAUCAGUGGUCUGUCUGUAGGUGAGAUGAACUCUCUGUGCUUGGUGAAGUUGUCUGUGUUUCGCUGAAGUGAAAUCAAGGUCUGCAUGUAGCAAAGGUUACUGCUAUCAUAAAUUUUACUUUUGAUUCUGUGACCUAACUAAAUCUGUAAAACCACAAAAUAAUGAAGGUGAUGAGAGGUGCUCUGUAAACCCCAGUAGAAUUCAGAACCAUUUGGAUGAUGAUGCUAUUCACCUUCUAUUGAAGUGAGCCAGUGAGAAACAUGCCAGUGUUGAUAAGCAGUGCAUUAUCAUUAACAGAUGCUUCUGUAAAUGCAUGAAAGCUUGUCUCUAAAACCCUGCAGUAAGAUAGGUUAAUGACAGCUGGUGUGUUCAGACCAAAGCUGUUUGGUUGUUUUGUUUUGUUUGGGUUUUUUUUUUGUGUUAGGGUGCUGGUUUGGGUUUGGGAGGAUUUGGUUUUGUUGUUUUACUGUCACCCUGAGAGAUGUGCAAAAACUACUGAUAGUACUAGUGAAAGGAACCUUCAAAAGUGUGACAGUGCUUUAGGACAAUUUGUUUCAUGGGAGCUGUGGCUGUAUUACACUGAAAUUCCUCUCUGAAGUACCACUCUUGAGACAGGACGUCUUCCAUCAGCUUCUGUAGGCUGCUGCUUCCCCGUUGGAAAACCUGUUCAUGGCAAUGCCAGCAGGACCCACAGGAGCCCCGGCCCUGAGCACUGCUCUGAAUGCAGAGUUAGGGACUAAGCCUUAGGCCCAAAGCUCAAGGGCUGCAUUUCUCCCCCAGUGCAUCCACACACUGCUCCCUGCUUGCCCAGGGCUCGCAGCCCGACCCACUGCACUCAGGCUGGCGUUAGACAGAUCAGGACACGGAUGCAUUUUCCCUGUUCAUCCCAAAGGUACAAUGUUGCUGACGUUUUAUACAAAGUGAAGACUUUCUAACAGCUUGGCUUUUACCAUCUGUUUGUUCUUUUUUCUGUGAUGCCCAGUUUAAAAGACAUAGUUCCUUUUCCUAGAUCAAAAUGCUUUCUAUUUUGUUUUCAUUUUAUAGAGAAAUGCUUUCCAUACUGGCUAAAGCUGUUACUAUUUUUAAAAGGUACACAUAGUUCUAGUAAAUGAUCCAAAGCAUGAUUUUUCAAGCAAUGGAGAGCAAUCAGAAAGAGGACCUUGUAAAAUGCUGGUUUUAGCUUAUUCUCUGGCAUAAGACAGUCUGUGAAUUGAGCUGUUUUGCAAAUGUUGUGACACAAACUUAGGUAUUUGAAAUUCACCCAUACCGGGAAGUGGCUUUAUCAGGAAUAAUGGGUGAAAAAUAUUUCUCUGUGACACAGCACAAGGCUGCCAUUAAAUCCCAGAGACCAGACUAGAUUCCCAGUGACCUGCUAUUAAGGCUGUUCUCAGGCUUUUGCUGGAAAAGGGAACAAAAUCAGCUUAUGCUGUAAUGUCGUCCUCUUUGAAGUUACGCAGUCGUCUUCAAAGCUAUUUGCAAAGCAGGACUAAGGUUUUAUGGUUCUCCUGCUAAGUGAUGUUUCUUCAACUUCUACAGCAUAUGAAACAUUAGAUCAUACUCUGUUUGCUCUAAAAUACCUCCAUAUAUUAAUAUGAGUUAGAAAGCAAAGCCAAAACGCUGAUCAAGUCAGUACAUAUCAGUAUUAAAAAGGAUUCCUAUUCUUAUUCUAGCUAAAAUAAAGCUUUAUUACAAAAAAAAGGGCCAACCUUUCUAACGUGAGUAUGGGCUCAUGUUAACACUGCUAACCACAGUAAUUAAAAAUAAAAAAGCCAAAGCUCCAGAGCCAUUACUCGCCAGGCAGGUGAGAAGCAGGCAGAAAACUGCACUCACUGUUAGAGCACCUUGAGGUGGAUCUGCCCUGGCCCUUGUACAAGGCACCCUGGUGGUUGCCACGGGCAGUGGGUGUUGCAGUGCUUCCUGUUGCCAUGUCUCAAAUCCUUCCUCUGGAUGUAGCCUUAGCAUGUGAUACUCUUCAGGAAUAUCAGAUGCACUUUUGAGAGCAGCUCCCCAGCUGCCACCACACAGUCCAACAGCAGGCAGAGUUAUAAAACAGCCCAAGGUUCCACCACAGCAGCCACUGUGAUCAGCACUGGGAAUUUCCCCCGAGGAGCUCACCCAGGCACACUGAACAUGCCCCACGACUGCUCCCCUGCACAGCAGCUGCUCUGGGGACGCUGCCCUGCCUGCCCAUGGGGGGACUCAGCACCAGCUGCUUGGUGGCCCAACCAGUCCCUCACCUGCAGCCACCAAUCUUGGUCCUCACUGGUGCCUGAAGGUUACAGCAGCUUCAGAAUGGCCCCAAGUGCAAUUCCAGCUGCUUUACCAUGUUUUCCAUGACAUUGGCACUUUAGGGAAGGCACGCAGCAAAUGGAAAGCAAACAAGCUUGCAAACAACAGGGAGAGGGCAUCUCACCAGGAAAAUCAUCUCUUUUACAGGAUGCUGUCCUUAUAAAUAAUGCACUUACCCUUAAUAGAAAAUAAAUCUAUUCAGUGCUACAGUCUGGAAAGAGACUGAGAGAGAUCUCUCUCCAUAGCUCUGCUGUACAUUUAAUAGGCACAAUACUAAUACAUUGCAAAAAUAAAGACUUCUUUACCUAAAUAAAUUUAUGCUAAGCUGUGCUAGAGUUUCACAGAGCCACUGAGAGUGGGUUUCCAGCUAAGUUACCACUGAUUCUUUGACUUGAUUUUGUGUAAUGAAGGCACUCCAGUUUGGGACUAGCAUACUCUGCAAAACUGUUUACUUCUAUUUAGGAGUUAAAAAUACAUUUGCUUUAUAUUUUCUCCAGGAAACAAGAUUAAUCUGAGUGGAUAUGAUGUGACUGACUUGAUAUUCUAGUAAUGGUUCAAAAUACAUUAACCACAGCACAACUUUGUAAAGCUGAUGUUUCUGGAGUAAGGCACGUCAGUAUUCCCAAAUAAAACACACUACAAUAUAUUUUUUACAAUAUUUUUUGUGGAAAAUAUUUUCUUGUGGACCAAAUAAAAUUCAACUUACCA